AUGAGGCCCGGCUUCGCUUACAGAUUCUCGAGAUCGCUCAAGAUGGCUCUACACCCGCCUCCCGAGAGCGAGAAGCUCAUCUUCGCACCCGCCGGCUCCUCCCAAAACACCCGCGCAGACCAAUUCACCCUCGGCCGCCUCUCCCUCCCCUCCCUGCACCCGACCUCGCCAACCCACCAGUUCAACACCUGGUUCACGGCAGCCCAACAAACCCGCGCCGUCUCCCACCCGGAGACCGCGACCCUCUCCACCGCCUCCCUGCCGUCCGGCCGCGUCUCCGCCCGCAUGGUCUACCUCAAAGAACUCGACGCCAAGGGCGGCUUCGUAGUCUACACCAACCUCGGCACCUCCCGCAAGGCAGCCGACCUCGCCUCCAACCCGCACGCGAGCCUGACGUUCUGGUGGGAGGCGCUGCAGAGGCAGGUCAGAGUCGAGGGCAGGGCGGAGAGGUUGACGAGGGAGGAGAGCCAGGUGUACUACGACACGCGCGUGCGCGGGAGCCGGAUCGGGGCGUGGGCUUCGCGGCAGAGUCAGGUGCUGGAGCCGCAGGAAGGGGUGAGAGGCGAGGAAGGGGAGAAGGACGAUGGGAGGGCGCAGCUGGAGGGGUGGGUGAAGGAGGUGGAGGAGCGGUUCGAGGGCCAGGAGACGAUUCCGGUGCCCGAGUUUUGGGGCGGGUUGAGGAUCGUACCGGAGAGGGUUGAGUUUUGGCAGGGGAGGGAUAGUCGGCUUCAUGACCGGUUUGUGUAUGACAAGGUGGAGGGCGAGGAGGAUAAGUGGACGAUCAACAGGUUGAGCCCUUAG
This is a messenger RNA of Colletotrichum abscissum, 801 nucleotides long. RefSeq names its product pyridoxamine 5'-phosphate oxidase. Gene Ontology annotation, molecular function: pyridoxamine phosphate oxidase activity; FMN binding. Lineage: Eukaryota; Fungi; Ascomycota; Sordariomycetes; Glomerellales; Glomerellaceae. Gene Ontology annotation, biological process: pyridoxine biosynthetic process. The coding region runs from base 1 to 801 and encodes 266 amino acids. The record is from RefSeq and is a predicted model, not a curated record. The transcript has 2 exons.